GUUAAGGUCAAGCCGCGUCGUCUACACCGCCAGCCAAGUUCAAGGACCUUCAAGGAGCGCUUGCUAUGAAGGAGGCCAAGGGCAGGAGGGCCAGGAGCGCGACCAACACCGGCGUGGUCAGCUACGCGGGUCAACAGCGCCGAGUGCACUACUUCCUGAUCGAGUACCCCGAUGGCGCCACCGAAACUGUUACACACGCCCAACUUCGGCCCAGACUGGUCCCCAAGCAACAGGCGCGUGCAGCGGCCGUUACCAGUGUCGAGCCUGCCGUGCCGCCCCCUGCCGAGGAGCUGCCGUCACGUGGAGUCAGCCUGCCCGAGUCUACACCGUCGGAGCUGGAGUGCCUGUCGGAGCUAAUUGACCUGUCUCAGGUCACGUCCGUCUACGCGCCGCUCAACGUGCCUGACGCCACCGCGGCGUGGGUGCGUGCGCACGGUUGCACCCUGCGCAGGGGCAGACCUGUCAGCGGUCUCGCUGCUUUGGAGGCGGCCAGCCUACGCCGGGCUCAACAGGACGGCAUUGGCAUGAACGUGAUCUGGCUGGAGGUGUAUCCGGCAGCCGUGGAUACGCACGUGGAGGCAACGAGGGACUUCGUCACUGAUGCCGUGAUAGCCAGGGUGCCGCGUGAGUACGUGGGCAAGGCGGGCAAGGCACGGCUCAGCAGGCUGCGCAAGCGGCGCGCCAGUGGGGAGUUGUUGAUUGCGUCGUGUGCGACCUGUGUGUGGUUGGUGCUGCUGUCGAAGGGCAUUAAGAGGUGGGGUUUCGUAACCGCCAUGAGCGCGGGCGAGCCCGUGCUGUGAGGGCUGUGUAUAUCUUAAAACAUUGAUUGCCUUUCCUCAUCUGAGCUCUGCCAUUGCAGCUGGCAUGGCAACUCGCCGCAUGUGAGUGUGAUUUACUGCAUGUGUCUGUCUUUUAUGCGUGCUGUCUGUGUACCGCGCCUGAGACGCGUUUGCUUUUCUGUGUGUUUUCCACUGUGCCCCAACUCGUAUCACCAGACCACGGCCGUUCACGUUCCGUGGCUGGGGGGGGGACAUCUAGCGGGGCACGUGCGGGUUGCAUCAGCCCAUGGGAAGACGUGACAGCUGUCACACCCCAGCGGGUUACCUAGCAUAGCGUGUCACCGUGCUGUGUUUAGCUGUGCCGAUGCGCGUACGGCAGACGGAAGGGCAAGACCCGGGGUGCCGUAAGAGGCUGUGAGGGGAGUUGCCGGUCGUGCCAGUCGCGUGUGUCGUGUGUUGAGUUCGUGGAACCGGGUGGCUGAGCCGUUGACUGGGCUCAGGCCGCCGCAUUUCCCAGUGUAUCGUGUGUAUGCUACGUUGCAUUAGCCUCGUGUGUUUGGGCGCCAGUCGUUAGCGGCCAGGCUUGACUGGUGGGCGGUGGCUGAACUGGCCCGCGUCCCAUGCGGAGAUAGCGAGGUUAACGCGUGAGAGAGCUCAAGCAAGCUUGUCUUUGCUUGAGCUACUUGAACGACCUUUCAUUUAGCGAUUUCAGAGUUAAAGACCCGUCAGAGCAGUCACGUUACAGACUGCGAACGCUUGUAAUAUACCGACGGAGCACGUAUUGUCCGUCACCCGCCUGUUCUGCUGGUCCGCGGAGCAAGGGACCAGAGCAGACCACAGCUCAACAUCUAGCGGGGCACGUGCGGGUUGCAUCAGCCCAUGGGAAGACGUGACAGCCAUGUCACAAGCGCAAGCGUUAGCAGUGUGCGCGGCUCUGUGGGAACUGGGAAGCUAUUCGGUAUAAAUGGUUUCAUCUGUGAUACCCUGUGGCAGGUGUGGUCCAAUCGGGUGCAGGGAGUCUUUGCAGUUUGCUGUAUCUGGCUAGAUGCGUCGGGAGUGCUGCUGCAUUCAUGUGUCCCAUGGCUGUAAUCCCGAUGUAAGCAUGGCGGCAC
Molecule: messenger RNA, 1891 nt
Organism: Chlamydomonas reinhardtii
Lineage: Eukaryota; Viridiplantae; Chlorophyta; Chlorophyceae; Chlamydomonadales; Chlamydomonadaceae
Exons: 1
Coding region: 66-800 (244 amino acids)
Source: RefSeq, a predicted model, not a curated record